GUGACAUUUUUAGGGCUAAUUUUUAGGUUAAUUGGCGACUCCAAAUUCUCCAUAGGUAUGAAUGUGAGUGUGAAUGGUUGUUGUGUGAAUAUGUGCCCUGUGAUUGGCUGGCAACCAGUCCAGGGUGUACCCCGCCUCUUGCCCAAAGACAGCCGCAACCCUCGUGAGGAUAAGCGAUAGAAAAUGAAUGAAUGAAUGAAUGAAUGAAUACCAAGGUUCCACUAUUUAUGCUUUUUGUUGGAGAACAUUAUCAGACAGCUGGGAUAGGCUCCAGCACCCCCGCGACCCUCAUGUGGAAAAAGCGGUAGAAAAUGAAUGAAUGAAUGAAUGACUGGGAAUCCCACACUGUCAGUAAUAUUCAUUUUGCUAUCCCUACAAUGACUGUUGAAGGCUCUAGUAUUCAUUAACAAAGCUUCCUUGAAGAAAGUGGGCUUUGCACGAGGAAGGAAGGAGGGAACACCUGCGAUGUCACUUCCUUCCUCAGAGGACCUUCAGCAGCGGUUCGGAGCAGAACAGGACGGAGUAAACAGCCUGCUAGAACUUUGUCUAUUUCAUUGACCGCUGGCUAGAGAGACCUGCCUUCAAGGAGAUUCCUCCUGUAGAGCGUAAAAUGAUCGUCUCCCACAGUAUUAAACAAAGCUGGACAGGCAAAUGAGAGGGUGGGCAAAAGAGGAAAUUAGAUCCCGGCCUAGUGGGUGUAGUCCCCCCCCCCCUCGCUUGAGGUUUUCCUCUGAUUGUUGAGAUUUUCGAGGGAUCCCACCGUCAGAGGAAGCAUGCUCCUUUGCUGGGCUGUAGUUGUGGUUAAGGACGCUGGAGCUGCAUAUGUCUGAAUGCUUGGAGCUCCAGUUUGAGCGGCUAACCCGGGAGCUGGAGGUGGAGAGGCAGAUUGUGGCCAAUCAGCUGGAAAGAUGCAGACUCGGGGCAGAGUCGCCGGGUGCCGGAAGCAGCAGCUCAUCGGAGAAGUCCCUGUCGUGGAGAACUGCAGAUGCUCCCGCCCCAAGGGACCGCAAGUCACAGAUGACUGACAGCUCCCAGUCUCCAAGCUACCGCAUCAGGAUUGAGUCAGAGCAGGUGUCUCUGUACUCCCCGGAGCAGGCCUCCCUCCAUGAAAGUGAGGGAUCCACAGGGAACUCGCGUAGCUCAACUUUGAUGAAUUCAUACUCGGACAGCGGCUACCAGGAUGCUACCAGUGGCUACCACAGCAGCCAGAAUGUGGUCAAAUCCGAGCUGAGGAUGCAGCACUCGUUCCCUGGUGCAGGCACGAGCACACCGAUGAGAACUACCAGGGCGGAGGGGCAGACGUCAACACAGGUUCCAGCUGUGAGUGGAGCAGUGCCUGGCCGUGCAAUGCGGAGAGUAAGCUCAGUGCCUUCUCGCUCUCAUUCUCCAGCCCAUGUCAGCAGCAUCUCCCCCUCCCGCGGCUCCCUGCGUGCCUCAGCUGGCAGUGCCUACGGCUCUCCUAUCGUCACAGAACCCAAACCCCUCUCCUGCAUCUUCUCCACCACCUUGCCCUCCACUCAGCGUACAAGUGCUGGUGGGAGCGGCUCGCCCCUCUCCACCCAAAAAAACUCCCCUGCUGCUCUACGGCGUGUUGGGUCCGCAAACUCCCGAGCGGGUAGCACGAGCCGUACGACAUCGCCCUAUCAGGCCUCUGUGGCGUCGUCGGCGGGUCGCAUGGGCUCGCCUCUGACACUCGUGGAGAACUCUCAGAUGGCGAAGCAGCCCGGUCACUCGUCUCCUGUCAGAGCGAGUAUGGUGGCGGUUCCCCAGCACUACAGCUCCACUCUGCCUCGUUCCAUCAUCCACAACACUGACCCCUACAGGCCGCAGAUGUAUGACGUAUACGAGAGGAGGACGCGGCCAGACAGCCUCACAGAUGCCUUGGUGGAUGAUGACGUUCAAGGGACACGGAACACAUAUGCCAGUCAACACACCCAGUUGGGCCAGGACUUAAGAUCCACCGUUUCCCCAGAGCGUCACAUUGCACCUAUCUUUGAGGACCGCAUGUUCCAGGCUCCGUUAUACAUGAGCCCUAGCCACACUCAACAGGGGACCAUCUGCAGGAGUGCCUCAGGUGUGGGGAGUCUCCAACGGACAUCCAGUCAGCGCGGUGCCAUGACCUACCAAAGAAACAACUUGGCUUUGAACACGGCGGCCACCUAUGCGGAUCCUUAUCGCUCAGCGCAGUACCGGCCUUGUGACUCCAACUACGGUCGCCAAGCUGCUGUCGUGGACGAUGCCACGCGUUCUCCAUCAAUAGACAGCAUCCAGAAAGAUCCCAGAGAGUUUGCAUGGCGUGACCCAGAGCUGACGGAGGUGAUUCACAUGCUGCAGCACCACUUCCCCUCAGUGCAGGCCAAUGCAGCCGCUUACCUUCAGCACCUCUGCUUUGGUGAUAACAGAACAAAGGCUGAGGUGUGUAGACUCGGUGGCGUCAAACACUUGGUGGAUCUGCUCGACCACAAAGUCCUAGAAGUCCAGAGAAACUCCUGUGGAGCUCUGAGGAACCUUGUUUACGGUAAAGUGAUGGAUGACAACAAGAUCGCUCUGAGGAAUGCGGGAGGCAUCCCGGCUCUGCUUCGACUACUGAGAAAGACCGCGGACGCGGAGGUGCGUGAGCUCGUCACAGGGGUGCUGUGGAACCUGUCGUCGUGCGACGCCGUCAAGAUGACAAUCAUUCACGACGCCUUAACCACCCUCACCAACACUGUGAUCAUCCCCCAUUCCGGAUGGAACAGCUCCACGUUUGAAGAGGACCACAAGCUCAAGUUCCACUCAUCACUGGUGCUGAGGAAUACCACAGGUUGUUUGAGGAACCUGAGCUCAGCUGGCGAGGAGGCCAGGAAACAGAUGCGUACCUGUGAAGGCCUGGUUGACUCGCUCCUCUACGUCAUCAAGGCUUGUGUAAACACUUCAGAUUUCGACAGCAAGAUUGUGGAGAACUGCAUUUGCACGCUGAGAAACCUGUCCUAUCGGCUGGAGCUGGAGCUACCUCCAUCCCGACUGAUUGGUGUGCAGGAGGUCGAUGGCCUUCUGGGUAGCGAGUCGCCCUGCAAAGAAGUAACCUCCAGCUGCUGGGGAAGGAAGAAGAAGAAGAAAAAAAAGAACUCGCAAGAAGAUACUUGGGACGGUGUGGGGCCGAUUCCGGGCUUCUCCAAGCCACCCUCGGGGGCUGAAAUGCUGUGGCAUCCUGCAGUGGUUAAGCCUUACUUGACGCUACUAGCCGAAAGCUCAAAUCCCUCUACACUGGAGGGCGCUGCUGGGUCACUACAGAACCUUUCAGCAGGCAACUGGAAGUUUGCAGCUUACAUCCGUGCCGCAGUGCGUAAGGAGAAAGGACUGCCUAUUCUCGUGGAGCUGCUGCGAAUGGAUAACGACCGGGUGGUUUGUUCUGUGGCCACUGCGCUGAGAAACAUGGCACUAGACGUCCGUAACAAAGAACUCAUAGGGAAAUACGCCAUGAGAGACCUGGUCAACCGCCUCCCCGGAGGCAACACCACCUUGCUGUCAGACGAGACAGUGGCAGCCAUCUGUUGCACCCUGCACGAGGUCACCAGCAGAAACAUGGAGAACGCCAAAGCGCUGGCGGACACGGGCGGCAUCGAGAAGCUGGUCAACAUCACCAAGGGCAGAGGAGACAGAUUCUCUCUGAAAGUGGUCAAGGCAGCUGCUCAAGUGCUGAACACGCUAUGGCAGUAUCGAGAUCUACGGGCUAUCUACAAGAAAGAUGGAUGGGCCCAAAACCAUUUCCUCACUCCUGUGUCAACACUUGAACGGGACAGGUUCAAGUCGCAACCUACCCUCCCCACUAGCAGUAUCCAGAUGUCCCCCCUCAACCACCCUGCUGCCAGUGCCAUGUCGUCUCCUGCAAUGCUGGCCGUUCGAGACCACAGAGACACUAUCCGAGAUUAUCAGAGAGCACAGUCGACUAUGCAAUUUUAUAAUUACCAAGUGGACAACAGUAUUCACAAAACACAGUAUACAGGGUCUGGAAAGCCUUCUCCGUAUUAUUAUCCAUCACCCACACGGGAGGAGCCCAGAAGAACGCAGGGUUGCAGGCAUGCUGGAGCCUAUCCCAGUUUUCUUCAGCCUUUGUAUUAUGCAGACGAUGUGAGCAGGAGGAACUACGACCCGUACAGAAUGUAUGUGCAGCACUCGCACGGCUACGAUGACCACCCCUACAUGGAUGACGUCAUCACAUACGCGCCCACCUUGGACUACAACUCCCAGCCUCAUGCACUGAAGGCCAGCACCAACUAUGUGGACAUUUACGCCAGCACACGGAGACCCUCCUACCGCGCCGAGCAGUACCCUGGUUCCCCGGACUCUUGGGUGUAAAUGGAGCACACAAAGAAAGAACACUUGUCAUGAAAUGGGCUUUAAAAAAAGUGUGUGUGUGUGUGUGUGUAUGUAGGGGAGUUGACUUGGCAGAGGGAAUCAUGGAAUGUGCCAAACGAAGGAAAUUAGGGAAUGUUCUUCAAAUAGUUAGAGGAGAAAAAAAAUCACACUGAGAGACAAAACUGGACAUGAUUGCCAGUCCUGCUUUGUUUAGAUGUUAGAUUUGAUUUUUUUUUUUUGUAGCUUGUACUAGCGCAGCGAGGGAGUGAGUCAUGUGAUGAGAGGAUCUACAGGAAGAGUCAAAGAUGGAGAUUGUGUAUGUGUUGAAGCCAAAAUUGAUCAUGAACUUAUCAAAAAAAAAUAUAUAAAAAAGUUUGAGGUGAAAUUGUACAGGCUGUUGUACAGAAAGAUGAAAGUAUGACUCGUACUUGCUGUUGUACCGCUGUCUUUGCUUUCUUUGUAAAUAGAGAAAAAUGUCAUGUUACCUGGUUUACACUCAUCUGCACUGCUAAAACAAUGAACUUGUGCCAUAUUAAAAAGCUCUAGAAAUAUAUAAUUAUGAAGAAAAACAAUGGUAUCAUACAUCAUACAAUCAUUAUCAAAUAAUAAAAAGGACACUUUUGUUUUUUAAA
Messenger RNA from Doryrhamphus excisus (bluestripe pipefish), 4970 nucleotides. The record is from RefSeq and is a predicted model, not a curated record. Lineage: Eukaryota; Metazoa; Chordata; Actinopteri; Syngnathiformes; Syngnathidae.